AUGUACCCAGUGUGCAUAACUCUGUAUUUUUGUUUCUCUUCUUUAGAUGAUGAAAGUCAUACAGAAUCAAAACUUCAGCACGAACAAGAUAAAUCAAACUCCCUUCCCAUUCCUUCAGUUUCCAAGCGAAUUGUGCUUGGUGAUUCUGUCUGUAAUGUGGCAGGCACGGCUGACCAUGCAGGCAGCAUGGUAGACCUCAAAGGGGAUAAGGACUUGUUCAGUAAAACUCCAGAGCUUGUCAAUGAGGGUACAAGUGAGCUCCGUCACCGUAAUAGAGGGGAACUGCCAUCUGAAGCUGCACCACGGCCACCUAGACACGGAUUAGACCAGUACUUAUCCAGAUUUGAUGAAGCUCUGAAGCUGCGGAACCAGCUGAUGAAUGAGAAGCCAAGCCAAGAGAAUGGGAAUGCAGAGGAGUUUGACUCUUUCCGCAUUUUUAGAUUGGUGGGAUGUGCUCUGCUUGCCAUCGCAGUAAGGGCUUUCGUGUGCAAGUACUUGUCAAUAUUUGCACCAUUUCUUACUCUACAACUUGCUUACAUGGGACUGUCCAAGUACUUUCCAAAGUGUGAGAAGAAGGUGAAAACGACAGUAUUAACUGCUGCUCUUUUACUGUCUGGAAUCCCUGCAGAAGUGAUUAGUCGCUCCAUGGACACCUACAGCAAAAUGGGAGAUGUUUUCACAGACCUUUGUGUCUAUUUCUUUACUUUUAUCUUUUGCCAUGAACUUAUUCUGUUUUUUGGUUCUGAAGUACCGUGAUGGUGUAGAGUUCAAUGCAGUAGUUACACUAAAGCUUUCUGGACUGUAUUCCUUUAACGUCUGACUGUGCAGAGAGGUUUAAACCUUCAUUAAAAUUACCUGUUUGAAUGCUUGAAAGGAGCCUUAAAUCCAGUCAUUUUGGGAAAGGAAGAGCAGGGUCCCAGACUGCCACUUGUAUUGGUUCAGUUUGUUUAAAUACUGUGUCUGCCUAUUACAAAUGUGAAGAAUAGGAUGCAAGUGUCAGUGGAUGAUUUAUUUGGUUUAGUUAUAUGAUGCCCUUCUCAGCCUCCUUCAUAAACAUUUACAAAGCUGCCUUUGUUUUCAGAGAGAACAAAGAGAAGAGAAUUCCUUUCAGCAGAAUCAUAUAUAUAUAUCUCUCCAAUAUGACUAUAGCUUACAAGAACUGCUCGUUUUGUGGUGUUCCCAUUUUUUAAGAAAGCUUUAAAUAAAAGAAAUCCCUGUAUUCUGUUGUUCAAAUUCAGAAUGUUGAACCAAGUAGCUGCUUCUGGAGAACGUUGG
Messenger RNA from Fulmarus glacialis (Northern fulmar), 1275 nucleotides. RefSeq names its product calcium modulating ligand (gene CAMLG). The transcript is spliced from 3 exons. The record is from RefSeq and is a predicted model, not a curated record. Lineage: Eukaryota; Metazoa; Chordata; Aves; Procellariiformes; Procellariidae. Gene Ontology annotation, biological process: tail-anchored membrane protein insertion into ER membrane. Gene Ontology annotation, cellular component: GET complex. Bases 1 to 756 code for a protein of 251 amino acids.